This is a messenger RNA of Salvelinus fontinalis (brook trout), 993 nucleotides long. RefSeq names its product testis-specific serine/threonine-protein kinase 1-like. Gene Ontology annotation, biological process: cellular response to glucose starvation; intracellular signal transduction; protein phosphorylation. NCBI's taxonomy places the organism in Eukaryota, Metazoa, Chordata, Actinopteri, Salmoniformes, Salmonidae. The coding region runs from base 1 to 993 and encodes 330 amino acids. Gene Ontology annotation, molecular function: ATP binding; protein serine/threonine kinase activity. The record is from RefSeq and is a predicted model, not a curated record. The transcript has a single exon.
AUGGAUGACUCACUGGUGCUUAAGAAACGGGGCUAUACAUUGGGCAUCAGUUUAGGCGAGGGGUCAUACGCCAAAGUAAAAUCCGCUUAUUCCGAGCGUCUGAAAACCAAUGUGGCAAUCAAAAUUAUUAACAGAAAAAGGGCGCCGCCGGAUUUUUUGGAUAAGUUCUUGCCCCGGGAACUGGACAUUCUUGCAUCCCUAAACCACCGCAACAUCGUCAAGACAUUCGAAAUUUUCGAGACUUCAGAAGGCAAGGUGUACAUGAUUAUGGAGCUUGGUGUGCAAAGGGACCUACUGGAGUUCAUCAAAUUCAGGGGUGCCUUGCCCGAAGAUUUCACCAGAACACUGUUCAAACAGCUGUCACUUGCAAUAAAAUUCGCACACGCCCUAGAUGUUGUUCAUAGAGACUUGAAAUGUGAAAACCUGCUAUUGGACCAAAACUUUAACCUCAAAGUGUCAGACUUUGGUUUCGCCAGGAGGUUCAAAUAUGAUGAGGAUGGACAAAUGAUUCUCAGCCAAACGUUCUGUGGCUCUGCAGCCUAUGCAUCACAGGGGGUCCCAUACAACCCCAAAGUGUAUGACGUUUGGAGUAUGGGGGGGGGGGGGGGGGGGGUCGUUCAAUUCAUUAUGCUCUGUGGGUCUAUGCCCUAUGAUGACUCCAAUAUCAAGAAGAUGCUGAAGAUUCAGAAGGAGCAUCACAUUGAUUUCCCACGCAGCAAAGCUGUCCUGACAGAGUACAAAGACUUGAUAUAUCACAUGCAUAACCCCGAUGUGGCCCAGAGGGUAGAGAUUGACAAUAUCCUUGAGCAUGUAUGGGUGCAGUCCAAAUCACAUGGUAGUAUGAGACGGGAAGAUGGGCCUUCCACAUCGGAAGCAGCUUGCUCCAAAAAGGAAAGGAAGGAUGAAAGUAGUAAGAAUCCUCAUGGCAAUGAGAACAAGAAAGGGGUGAAAGCAGAGGCUGAGGCCAAAUCAGAUCCAAAACCUUCAGUGUAG